GUAUUACUGAUAUGACUGGGGACAAUCGCCGACACUUGUAAUAUAGCAACACCUUCACACUUAACUACAGUGUGGUAGGCUGUGUAUUACUGAUAUGACUGAGGACAAUCGGCGACAACAUACCAAGACGUUCACAUUUAAUUACAGAUUUUCUCCGAUGGAUUCCUGGUGUGGCAAGCUGUUGACGUCCAUACUGCUUCUGCCAUUCACGGCUGGAAAUUACCGUAGACGGCAGAAUGGAUCCGGGUAUUAUGACUGUAUUAUAUCGUCCCGAGUUCUGUUCCUGGUCGUCCUUUCAAUAGUCAUAGUGUUCACCGCAAGCAAAAAGAUACCAACACAUUCUGAAAUUCGUAUUGGAUUUGUUCUGAUUCUUCUGUCCUUACUUAUGAUCUUCGCAGUGAUUGGCUUCUGUGUUCAAGGAUACUUGGUGCAUAAACAUGGUCUUCAGUAUAUUGUCGCUGCAAGCCGGAACGCAAGUACCCCGAAACUUCAGGUGGUAUUCCUGUGGCUGUUUGGCUUUGCGUCGGUAUUCUAUUGUGGUUUCUUCAUCAUCAAGCAGAUUGAGUGUUCCGAAAACUUAGCUGUUGGAAACAUUUGGUACAUAUUACUUUAUUUUAAUAUCACAUUGAUCCUAUGCCUAUUUUCACAAAUGGUUAUCAUUACGCACUUUUCGCCAUAUGAACUGAAACAGACUCAUUUAGUUAAUUAUGCAAUGUCUUUGCUGUUAGUUGCGAAUGUAUGCAUGUUUGUGUAUGGGACACUAAUCGGUGAAAUCACGCUGUACAUUAUGUAUACGUUCCCGGACUCCGAUAUCGCCAACUGCUUGGAAAACAACAGCACUUUUUCUGUUUUACUAGAAAAAUCAAAGCCAAUUCUCAAACCAAAUUUUACAGAAUUUUGUCUUUUGUCUUGUACAAUACUUCUGGAAAUAUGGUCGCCUACGAAAAAAGUGCAGCUUCUUGACGAGGAAACGUCGUACAUGGAAAUAGACAAUAUAGAGCACACAGAGCGGUCACCUCUCUUACCAACUUUCACAGCGACUGAACAUCGCCGUUCUGGAAAUGAAGGGAAGCAAACGGCAUGUCAGUUGAUAACACUAGUGUUUAGCAUAACAGCUGGACUUGGUCUUAUUGUUUGCUAUGUUGUCAUGGCAAUGAAUAUAGGAGACAUAGACUAUAUGAGAAACGUCGCUGAAAUAUAUGAACUAGCGCUAAAAGUUGUAAUGGUGCUUGCGAUCUUUAUUGGUUUCUACUGUUUGGUUAGCUACUGCACUCCCGAUACUUCACCAGAAGAUUUAAAACCUUCAGAAUACGUGUAUUUGCUGUCCGCAUUCGGUUUGUUUAUGAUGCACAUCUGUGAAGGGAUAGGUGGUGACGUGUCGUUCGAUAAUUGGUUUAUGUCCACCAGCAUCUUAAGUAUAUUCCAAGACUAUCUUCAAGUUGUUUUUCUUCUGCACGCUAGCCGAUUUAAGAAAUCUGAACCUCAAUCAACCAUCCAUUUGCUUGAAUCAGCUCUGAUAUUUAUCAUGAUAUGUAACUGUAUCUUCUGGUUAAACGAUAGCUUUCUGAAAUCUGAAUUUUCGAUUACACGGAUACUGGAACAUUACAAUUUUCCUACAGAAUUAUCGAGCGUUGUUUACAAUGUUUUGCUACCAGUGUCUGUCUUCUUUAGGUUUACGUCGUUUUUGGAAUAUUACGCAACCUUUGACAAAUAUAACAAAUAAACACACAAGUUUAUGAAAAAAUGAAACAAAUACGUUAAUGCGAAGAUGUAAUGAAAAAAUAUAUCUAGGUUCCGGUUAUAGUUCUAAUAUGAUGAUCUUAUUUGAUCAGUGUAUUAUUGGUACAUCCAAAUGAAAUAACACGUGUAAGACAGGAACGUUUAUCCGUUAGAUGAUGACGAAUCCUUUUCCUUGGCCUAAAACUGUUCGGAUAACUUAACGUUGUGCAUUGUUCUAAGUGGACACGACUUAUCCAGGUUGCAAAUGCGUAUUCCCGACACACAUCAACAAUUCUUGCAUGUAUUUUGGAGAAAUAUGCAUGAUGCUUUCAGAAAUCAAAUAACUCUUUUCAGAACGGUACGGAAUACUGUGCUUGGUGCCUUCGGUAUUUCAGUGAGGUAGCACUAUAAAGUCGGUAUCAUAUCCGCAAUUCAAAAAGGAGGUAAAUACACCAACACAUCCCGCCACCAGCACAUGUACUUUGUUUGUUUGUUUGUUUGUUUGAUUUUGUUUAACGUCCUAUUAACAGCUAAGGUCAUUUAAGGACGGCC
Molecule: messenger RNA, 2271 nt
Organism: Mizuhopecten yessoensis (Yesso scallop)
Lineage: Eukaryota; Metazoa; Mollusca; Bivalvia; Pectinida; Pectinidae
Exons: 3
Coding region: 95-1723 (542 amino acids)
Biological process (GO): proton transmembrane transport
Cellular component (GO): membrane
Molecular function (GO): proton channel activity
Source: RefSeq, a predicted model, not a curated record